GCUAUGCAGUGUGUGUUUACAUGACGAAUGCGGAAUUUGGACUACAGUAGUAAUGUUAUACUUUCGUUUUCAGCGUUAACAGAACUGUGAUCUCAAGUAAUUAUGGCAGCUCCGCAAGGACAGAAUUAUGGAAUGAAUCAAGGGCAGUAUCCCCCAAACUACUAUCCUCCGCAACAACCUGGCUAUUACCAACCACCACCCCAAGCUCAAUACGCUCCUCACGCUUACUAUCAGCCUGGAUAUGGUGCACCAGGGACACAAGCAUUAACAGUGAUCCAACAGCCUGUUGGGCUUCCUCAACCCAUCGUUCUUAAACAGUUCCCUGUAACAAUGGGCUGUCCACACUGUGGGGCUACCAUUUCUACCCAGCUUGUUCACCGUGUUGGAAACACAACCUUUUUGUACUGUUUUAUCUUGUCUUGCUUUGGUUGUUGUUGCAUUCCAUUUUGUACUGAUUGUGCCAAGGAUGUUGCUCAUCUAUGUCCCAAUUGUCAUAAGGAGAUAGGUGUCUAUAGGCGUCCAGUUGCUGAAUCAGGCGGAGGGGGUGGUGGUGGAAACACCGGCUAUGACCGAAGCAAUGCCCAUGGUCCAGCCGACGAUUAUGUGGGUCCAUCUGAUGAUUAAUGGCAAAAAGAAACAAGAAGAAACAUGCAUGAUGGUUCAUCAAAUUUAUGGUCAGUUACUGAACCUUCAUGCAUUAACUUGCAUGCUAGCUUUGAAAGUCAGUUGUAGAUUGUGCAAAUGUAUGUGCCAUUGUAUUUAAGAAAAAGCAGUGACAUUACUGACUGAAUACAAUGUAAAUGUGUUCUUUUGGAUAAAUGUCUGUAACAAGUUGUUAUUAAUAGCUAUGCUAGUAUGCAUCAUUUGACUGUUUAGUAGUUUUCAUAUUAGCCUAGUGCUUAAAUAGCGGCCAGGAAACAUAGGGUUUGUAUUAUCAACUUUUGGAUAGCCAAACAUUUUGCCUGCUUCUUUACACAUGUAAAGAAUUUGUCCGGCCAAAAAUGAAUUUUGUCUGUGCAAAAAUAGGUUUUUCUGGACAACUUGGCAACUUAAAUCCUUGAGGCCACUGUAAAUGUAUCAGCUAUCUUUUACUAAUUUUGAUUAUGGUACUGUGAGAAGUUAACAACAGAACAGCAAUGAAAGAGAAAUUAAGAAACCUGGGAUCCUUGCAGUAGAUAAAAAAGAAAGGGAAGGAAACCUUUUUAAAAAAACCUUAAAGUCAGAUGUGAUACUUUAGGCAAGAAAGGGGAGGUAGAGAGGUGGAAACUUGUGUUUUGAUUUUACUUCUUAUAGAUUAGAAUCAACAGGAAAUUUAUUAUAUAAUCACAUUACGUCAUCUUGAACUUGUCAGAGUCAUUAACAUGUGCCAGAGCCUGAGUUUUGGUUGGAAGAAAACUACAAAUUCAGACUUGUCAACAGGUAUUCUAAUUGAUCUAGGUAACCAGUAUGGUAUUUGGUUGAUUCCUCACGACAGUUGCUAGUACUGGAUGGGUAAUCUGUGUCUCAUAAGGGCUCCUAGAAAGGUUAAGAUAUUGAUGUCAUUAAUGAGCCAACAGGGUUGAAAGCUACUGUAGAAUUCAUAACAAAUAAACACAAUAAUUCUUCUGAA
Molecule: messenger RNA, 1609 nt
Organism: Pocillopora verrucosa
Lineage: Eukaryota; Metazoa; Cnidaria; Anthozoa; Scleractinia; Pocilloporidae
Product: lipopolysaccharide-induced tumor necrosis factor-alpha factor homolog
Molecular function (GO): zinc ion binding
Source: RefSeq, a predicted model, not a curated record